AUGGCGUCUUCUAUCAAACGCGAACUCAAUGAGCGACGAGUCAAGCGACAAUGCAUCGAGGGAUCUCUUGGAUCUAUGACUCGUCCCAUCAUUCUCGAUGACUCCCUCCUUGAAGAAGAGUUGAUACCCCUCCCCACCAAGCUCGGCAACGAUUCCAUCGUGAUCGAGGACUGUGAUGCCCAACAUCCCCUUCCCAGUGCCAUCUCAAUCAACAAGGGACCAGACAACAAUAUCAUAGUCCCGCAGCCGUUGACUAGAGCGAUGAAGCAAGCACUCGCGCGUCACCCUUCGGGGAAAUUGCCCAUCCCUGCUGGCAUGGAAUCAACACAAGGACUACCAUACAAGGACACGAUGACACCGUUUAACCGUGGCAUUGUACCGUUUGCCAUGAACUCCAAUCCAUCUUACCUUGGCAACGACCACAAGUCACCAUUCCUUGGCAGAGACUCGGCUUCAGUCGACAUGGGUUUCAAGCCAACCUCGCUCCCAGGGACCUCUCAGUCGUCACCCAUCGACGUUGACUCGCUGCCGGAUCCAGUUCAUUCAAGCUCGACGUUGGGCUCGAAGCCUUCCAAGUCUCGUGUCGACAAGGCGCGCUGUCAAGGCAUUGACUGGGAAAAAUACAAGCCCGAAUACCCUGACCUGACUGACGACUUGAUUGAGUACAUGAACGCCCAUCUUGCCGGACCGCAAAUGUGCGAGACCGAAGACAACGAAGAAAGCGACUUUUACUAUCAGCCACGCAGACUCAAGCGCCACCGACAGAUCAAAACACGCAAGUGA
Messenger RNA from Colletotrichum phormii, 783 nucleotides. RefSeq lists its product as uncharacterized. Bases 1 to 783 code for a protein of 260 amino acids. NCBI's taxonomy places the organism in Eukaryota, Fungi, Ascomycota, Sordariomycetes, Glomerellales, Glomerellaceae. The record is from RefSeq and is a predicted model, not a curated record. The transcript has 3 exons.